GUUUUCGCCCUAAUCGUGGCCAUGGCCGUCUUGAUUUGUGUGCGUCAUGGUGAGACGACAUGGAACGCCAGCGGGAAGCUCCAGGGACAAUUGGAGACCGAUCUAAACGACGCUGGAAGGAAGCAAGCAUCCGCUGUAUGUUGAAAAGACUAGAAUGCAGCCAAGAGUCUGUGGAGCUUGCGGAACAUUUGGCUAAACAAAGCUCGCAGAAGAUCACAGCGGUUUACUCGUCGGAUCUUCGCCGUGCAUCAGACACGGCCCAGACAAUCGCUGAAAAGCUGGGAUUGUCACAGGUGAGCACGACACCACUGCUUCGAGAGCGGCAUUUGGGCAGGCUCCAAGGCCUGACGCCAAAGCAAGCUCGCGAGAGAGAAGCCCACGCGUUUAAGAUACUCGCCUCUUCGUCCGGCGACGAACCCAUCCCGGGUGGAGGGGAGAGCUUCGGUGAGAUGCGCGAUCGCGCGGCAAGAGCGGCUGAAGACAUUGCUCGGCAGCACGAAGGCGAGAGAGUGGUGGUGGUGACGCACGGUGGUGUUCUUCAGUCCAUGCAUGUCACCGCGACGGGCAAGCCAGCGCCGGGCCGUGUCCCCAACGCGUCGAUCAAUGUCUUGAGCAUCUCUAGCGACAACCAGUGGAAGUUCCAGUCGUGGUGCGACGUGGAGCAUCUCAAGGGCGUUGGCUUCUUGUCCUCGGCAUUUGGAGGUGGCGCCAAGUCGGGCUGACCCUCUCUUCUUUCCAAUUGAGACUCUCCAUUCUUUAGCAGCCUACGGUCCUGUGCUUGCACUGUCCAUGCUCGAAUCCUCAGUGGAAGAUGCGUCUUUCUGAUCCCGGAAAAGGCAGAGAUCCGAACAUCAUGAUCCAGGCGUAUGCCCGGAAUGCGUAUACUGCUCAAGCCAUGAAUUUCUUUCACCAAACAGGUCACUUGGACUCCUGAAACGUAAUCACUCGCAAAUGAACGUAAGGAGUGUGUGCAUCUUUACAUCAGCAUAAAUUCUAGGAAUAUUCACUA
This is a messenger RNA of Selaginella moellendorffii, 1009 nucleotides long. Its product is annotated as metal-independent phosphoserine phosphatase. Bases 60 to 722 code for a protein of 220 amino acids. The transcript is spliced from 6 exons. Gene Ontology annotation, molecular function: phosphatase activity. The record is from RefSeq and is a predicted model, not a curated record. Gene Ontology annotation, cellular component: cytosol; cytoplasm. NCBI's taxonomy places the organism in Eukaryota, Viridiplantae, Streptophyta, Lycopodiopsida, Selaginellales, Selaginellaceae.